AUGUGUCUAUGUGGUGGUGAUGGUGGUGUUGGUGUUGGUGGUAGUGGUGAUGGUGGUGUUGGUGGUUGUGAUGAUGGUUGUGGUGGUGGUGAUGGUGGUAGUGGUGAUGGUGGUGGUGGUGAUAGUGGUGGUGGUAGUGGUGGUGGUGGUGAU
This is a messenger RNA of Echinostoma caproni, 153 nucleotides long. The record is from the annotation of a GenBank genome assembly. NCBI's taxonomy places the organism in Eukaryota, Metazoa, Platyhelminthes, Trematoda, Plagiorchiida, Echinostomatidae.